Messenger RNA from Salvia splendens (bonfire salvia), 831 nucleotides. RefSeq lists its product as uncharacterized. The record is from RefSeq and is a predicted model, not a curated record. The coding region runs from base 1 to 831 and encodes 276 amino acids. NCBI's taxonomy places the organism in Eukaryota, Viridiplantae, Streptophyta, Magnoliopsida, Lamiales, Lamiaceae. The transcript has a single exon.
AUGGCUCAAGAUCCUGCAAGAAAAUACGCAACUCCAAAUCCAAAGACUAGAUAUUUACUUGCGUGUAAUUUUUGCUCAAAGAAUAUAACAUCAGGGGUUCGAAGGGUCAAGGAACACUUGGUCGGUGGUUUUAAAAAUGUCACGGCAUGCUCUAAAUGUCCAUCACAUGUGAGAGAUGAGAUUAUAGAGUUCAUGAAGAAAAAAGAGGAUGCUAAACUGGAUCAAGAUCUUCCAUCAGCAUCACAAGGUAGGCAGGAUUUUGAAGAUUUAACCUUUGGAGAUGACGAAGAGGAUGAUGUUGGUAAUACAACAAUUAAAUCGAAGAAGCCGAGGACGAAAAGUGCUUUGGAUGUAUAUUACGACCGCGUUCCAGCAAAAGGAGUCCAAGUACAAAAAUUGAGCAAGGGAAAACAACAGACGAUAAAUGAUGUUCAGAGAAAAGAGUUACGUGACAAGGCUUGCACUAAAUUGGCUAAAUGGUUUUAUGAAGCCGGAAUACCAUUUAAUGCUGCUAAGCACGAAAGCUUUAAGAUUGCCAUUGAAUCUGUUGGACAGUAUGGUCCCGGUGUGAAGCCACCGAGUUAUCAUGAACUGAGAGUGCCUUUGCUGAAGAAAGAAGUUGAGAGUGUGAAUGCUCUCGUAAAAGAACAUAGAGAUGAUUGGGCAACUUAUGGAUGUUCAAUUAUAUCUGAUGGGUGGCGUGAUUCUGUUUCUCAUAAAGAAAUUAUCAACUUCUUAGUGAAUUCGCCAAAAGGUUCAAUUUUCAUCAAGUCUGUCGAUGUGUCUGACAUUGUAAAAGAUGCAAACGCUCUGGUAGCAAUGUUCGAAUAG